AUGCCAACACUUUUAAAACUUUACAAUCAAAUAGACUCAGACCACCCAUUUUCAGAAAAUAUGCUAGAAGCAUAUAUCACAGUGCUGCCUAAACCGGGCAAACCACCAACCAACCCAACUCAUUUUCGCCCCAUCUCGCUACUCAAUGUUGAUCUCAAGCUCUACUCUAAGAUUCUAGCUAAUAGACUAAAUCCAAUUCUCCCACACAUAAUACAUACAGACCAAAGCGGCUUUGUGCCAAUGAGGAAGGCAAAAGAUAAUACGGUCAAAGAAAUAUUUGGCUACAGAACAAUCCAAUACCGGGAAGCACUUUGCAUUGUAGGAUAUAUUUUUUCUUUAGGAUUUCUUUGGCUUGUUUUCUAUUGGAAGCCACAGUGGAAUGUCUGGGUUUGCUGUGCCCCAUGCAAGCUGGAAUAUGCUGAUGUCAUAUUGCUUAGGACCACAGAUGAAUUUAAACAAUACACAAGGAAGAAAGUUAAAUGGAUGUGUGUUUCAGAAAUGAACUCAUUGACUGAAAUAUCAGAUCAUCCUAUCACAGUGGACGAGAAAUCUAUAAUUUACAAAGCAAUCAAGAAACCAGACUUUAAAAUUAAAUGUGUUUGGGUGCAGAAGAUGAAGUAUGUGUGGCUAAAUUCAGAAAAAAAGUUUGAAAAAAUUGGAGCACUGGAAGACAGUUACUCCUGUUCUGACAUACACUCAAGAUUUGGGACAGGUCUCACACAUGAAGAGCAAACAUUAAGGAGACUUGUUUGCGGACCAAAUGCAAUUGAAGUUGAAAUUGUCCCAGUAUGGAAACUACUUUUUAAAGAGAUAUUAAAUCCUUUCUAUCUUUUUCAAGCCGCCAGCCUUAGCUUGUGGUUGGCUGAAGGAUACAUUGAAUAUUCCAUAUUAAUUAUUGUAAUAACAUUGAUUUCUAUCGCCUUGACUGUGUAUGAUCUCAGAAAGCAAUCUGUAAAGUUGAACAGACUGGUUGAAUCUAAUAACAGUGCUAUGAUCACUGUAGGUACCUUUAAUGGUGACUGUAAUGAAGUCGAAUCUCGGCAUCUUGUGCCUGGAGAUAUAAUUGUUUUGACUGGAAAGAAGCUCUUCCUCCCAUGUGAUUGCAUUCUGUUAAGAGGCAGCUGCAUUGUGAAUGAAGGGAUGCUUACAGGUGAAAGUAUUCCAGUCACAAAAACACCUCUUGAUAAUGUGAGCAACUCUGUUCCAUGGAAAAUACAAAGUGGAGAAGAUUACAAAAGGCAUGUGCUGUUCUGUGGAACUGAAGUCAUUCAGACAACAUCAUCUGAUUCUGGAGCUGUAAUAGCUGUUGUGCUCAACACUGGUUUCAACACAGCUAAAGGAGAUAUGGUGAGAGCCAUUCUGUACCCCAAGCCCAUAAACUUUAAAUUAUAUCAAGAUGGUGUCAGGUUCCUGCUAUGUCUUAUCAUAAUAGCAGUACUUGGGUUCAUCUACUCUGUAACUGUGCUCAAAUUAAAAGGGGGGACUUUGAGGGACAUUCUUAUAAAGUCAUUUGUUGGUGCCACCGUUGCAAUUCCGCCUGUUCUUCCUGCUGCUAUGGCAACGGCUAUCAUGUAUGCCCAAAAAAGGCUAAAGAAAAAGGGGAUCUUUUGUCUCAGCCCUCAAAGGAUCAAUAUUUGUGGAAGAAUAAAUCUUGUCUGUUUUGAUAAAACUGGCACUUUAACAGAAGAUGGGCUAGAUCUCUGGGGAGUUGUUCCUUCUAUAAAUAACAGUUUUCAGAAAGUUCAUAUGUUCACCAAUGGUAACAGUUUACCCUGGGGCCCACUUCUUGGAGCGUUGGCAAGCUGCCACUCAUUGAUAUAUUUGGAUGAAAAGGUGCAAGGUGAUCCUUUAGAUCUGAAGAUGUUUGAAGGCACAAAUUGGGUAAUGCUGCCAUCUGGUGGUGAGGCUUCAACAUCUCGAAACACUUUGGUAAUUCCAGGACCAAAGUACAAUUCACCUCCGGUGCAAGGAAUUCACAUUCUACAACAGUUUCCAUUCUCGUCCAGUCUUCAGCGUAUGUCUGUGGUAGCUCAGGUGGUUGGAAGUAGUGAUCAUCUUGUUUACAUGAAAGGAGCCCCAGAAAUGGUGACACAGUUUUGCACCCCAGAAUCAGUCCCUACAGACUUUGCUAGCGAACUCAACUUAUACACACGUCAAGGAUUCAGAGUUAUAGGACUGGCGUCUAAAACACUGGAUGUCAAUAAACAUGAUGAUAAAGCCAGUUACACAAGGGAGGAAGUUGAAUCUUCUCUAAUAUUUCUCGGACUUCUGAUACUAGAAAACAAACUAAAACCAGAAACCAUUCCAGCAUUAAGUGAGCUUAACAGUGCCCUUUUAAGGACUGCAAUGAUAACAGGAGACAAUCUUCAAACAGCAAUAACUGUUGCAAAAAAUUGUGGGAUAAUACAAGAACAUGACAGACUUAUUUUAGUGGAGGCAUCUGAACCAAAUGACAAAUUUCCUGCGUCCAUUUCAUUUAAGCAGAUGAAGAAGGAUAUGCUUGAAACUACAGUAAGACGUGGAUCUCAAAGUGCCAAUGAAAACUGCAUAGAAGUAGAACAAACUACAUAUCAUUUUGCCAUGACGGGAAAAGCCUAUCAAGUUAUAGUGCAGUACUUCUACAAUUUGCUUCCAAAGUUGUUACUAAAUGGAUCCAUAUUUGCAAGGAUGUCUCCUGGGCAAAAAUCUAACCUAAUUGAAGAAUUCCAAAAAAUGGAUUAUUAUGUGGCGAUGUGUGGAGAUGGAGCCAAUGAUUGUGGAGCCUUAAAAGUGGCCCAUGCUGGUAUUUCUUUAUCAGAACAGGAAGCCUCUGUAGCAUCGCCAUUUACUUCACAAACAACAAACAUACAGUGUGUUCCCCAGCUAAUCAGGGAAGGCAGAGCAGCACUGGUCUCAUCAUUUGCUGUCUUUAAGUAUGUUACGCUAUAUGCCAUGAUUCAGUAUAUUUGCUUGAUGCUCUUAUAUUGGCAAGUGAAAACAGUGGGACUUUACCAAUACCUUAUCCAGGAUGUGGGCGUCACAGUACUUGUCUGCCUAACCAUGAGUUUAAAUCAUGCAUAUCCAAAGCUGGCUCCAUAUAGACCGCCUGCACAGCUGAUCUCACCGCCUCUACUGCUGUCAGUGAUAUUUAAUGUUUUGCUUAAUUUGGCCAUGCAAAUAUGCAGUUUUGUCUUGGUUCAGCAGCAACCCUGGUACAGUACAUCAAACUAUAGGGCAUGUGCUCCUGCAAAUGAGAACAUCACCUUUAGUCCUAACUCUACAGAAGGAGCCAGUAAUGAAACACAAGAAAGCUCUGGUUAUGAUAGCUAUGAAACUACAACAUUGUGGUCAAUAACCACAAUCAGCUGUAUAAUUGUAGCAUUUGUUUUCAGCAAAGGAAAACCAUUCAGAAAACCAAUAUAUACAAAUUACAUAUUUAUAUGUUUGCUGCCAAUCCAACUUGCUGCCUGUCUCUUUAUUUUGUUUGCUGACUAUGACAGUGUAUAUAAAGCAUUGCAGCUUGUUUGCACUCCAACUCUAUGGAGGAUUUCCAUCCUUAUCAUGCUAUUUAUUUUCUUCAUUGUGUCUUUUAUUGUUGAGGAAGCCAUUAUUGAAAAUAGAAAACUUUGGCUGUAUUUGAAAAGAUUAGUUAAAUAUUAUUCAAAGAGUCAAUAUAGGAUAUUGUACAGAAAGCUACAGAAUGAUCCAAUCUGGCCCCCAGUUAACGACACUCAAUAUGCUGAUGCUGCUCAAAUUGAAGUCACAAAUGAAGUCUACUGCAAUGAAGGAUUUGAGAAUGAUGAUUUUUAAUUUGUAUUAUUAUUAUUGUUUUUUUUCUGUAGUGAAAAAUACAACUUUAUUUUUAUAAACUGAUACCUGAUAAAUAUCUACCAUUUUCUAUUUU
This is a messenger RNA of Bombina bombina (fire-bellied toad), 3883 nucleotides long. Its product is annotated as probable cation-transporting ATPase 13A4. The transcript is spliced from 30 exons. Gene Ontology annotation, molecular function: ATPase-coupled monoatomic cation transmembrane transporter activity; ATP binding; P-type ion transporter activity. Gene Ontology annotation, cellular component: late endosome membrane. Lineage: Eukaryota; Metazoa; Chordata; Amphibia; Anura; Bombinatoridae. Bases 1 to 3789 code for a protein of 1262 amino acids. The record is from RefSeq and is a predicted model, not a curated record. Gene Ontology annotation, biological process: intracellular calcium ion homeostasis; polyamine transmembrane transport.